Mugil cephalus (flathead mullet) is the source of this 4501-nucleotide messenger RNA. RefSeq names its product potassium voltage-gated channel subfamily D member 3-like. The transcript has 7 exons. The record is from RefSeq and is a predicted model, not a curated record. Gene Ontology annotation, biological process: protein homooligomerization; potassium ion export across plasma membrane. Bases 527 to 2494 code for a protein of 655 amino acids. Gene Ontology annotation, molecular function: A-type (transient outward) potassium channel activity; protein binding. Gene Ontology annotation, cellular component: membrane; voltage-gated potassium channel complex; neuronal cell body. Lineage: Eukaryota; Metazoa; Chordata; Actinopteri; Mugiliformes; Mugilidae.
UGUCAGAAACGAUGGUAAAGGGAGGCAGAGGGGAGGAGGGCUGAUGACACGGAGCUGGCACAGUGAGCGAGACGCACAUUGUACUUGGUGCUGGAAUAAAAAAAGGAAGCGCGCAGCUCCUCUCCGUCACAUUUCACUUUCCAAACACUGACGGGAAAACAAAGGAGGCAGGAUGUAGAAUCUGUCAAACGGCCUGCAGCGGACCGUUUCUUUCCAGCUCUGUUGUUCCUUAUUGGGGUUAAUUGUGCCGCUCCACUCGCGUUUUGGUGCUCGGCUCUGUGCGGGGAGUCUGUCGAUCGACCCGAGGAGGAGAGGUGCUGCUCGACUCGCUGCCUCAUCUCGCUGGAUGGAUCUGAGCUCUCCUUCCCUGUUGUAACUGAGGAAUCGGUCUUCGUAGAAACUCCCCUGUUUCUGUUAGGAAGAGUUGGGAUUUUAUUCCCUCCUCCAUCUCUUCUUCGAUGCCAGUUCAUUUUGAGGACAGUCGAGUCUGAGGUGAGGAAGACUUUUUCCCAGGAUCUGCUUCACAAUGGCGACAGGAGUGGCAGCUUGGCUCCCUUUUGCCAGGGCUGCAGCCAUUGGCUGGAUGCCUGUGGCCAACUGCCCCAUGCCUGUUGCACCAAGAGACAACAGCAAGAGACAAGAUGAACUUAUCAUCCUCAAUGUGAGCGGCCGACGUUUUCAGACCUGGAGAACCACUCUGGACCGAUACCCAGAUACACUGCUUGGCAGCUCUGAGAAAGAUUUCUUUUACAAUGAGGAAACCAAGGAGUACUUCUUUGAUCGGGACCCUGAUGCCUUCAGGAGCAUCCUCAACUUCUACCGGACAGGGAAGCUCCACUACCCCCGUCAUGAGUGCAUCUCAGCCUACGAUGAAGAGCUGACGUUCUUUGGCAUCAUCCCCGAGAUCAUUGGUGACUGCUGCUACGAAGAGUACAAGGACAGAAAGAGGGAGAACUUGGAGCGGCUGCAGGAUGACCAGGAGGAGAACAAGGACCAGAAGAUGCCCAACAUGAAUUUCAGAGAGACCAUGUGGCGAGCCUUCGAGAACCCCCACACCUCCACCAUGGCCCUGGUCUUCUACUACGUCACUGGUUUCUUUAUCGCCAUCUCAGUCAUCACUAACGUGGUGGAGACGGUGCCCUGUGGUUCCACCGCCAACCAGAAAGACAUGCCGUGUGGCGAGCGCUACACGGUGGCGUUUUUCUGCAUGGACACCGCCUGCGUCAUGAUAUUCACGGUGGAGUAUCUGAUGCGCUUGUUCGCUGCACCGAGUCGCUACCGUUUCAUGCGCUCCGUGAUGAGCAUCAUCGACGUUGUGGCCAUCUUGCCGUACUACAUCGGCCUGGUGAUGACCAACAAUGAGGACGUGAGCGGCGCCUUCGUGACACUGCGCGUGUUUCGAGUGUUUCGCAUCUUCAAGUUCUCCCGGCACUCGCAGGGCCUGCGGAUCCUGGGUUAUACACUCAAGAGUUGCGCUUCAGAGCUGGGCUUCCUCCUCUUCUCGCUCACUAUGGCCAUCAUCAUCUUUGCCACGGUCAUGUUCUACGCAGAGAAGGGCUCCAGCUCCAGCAAGUUCACCAGCAUCCCAGCUUCCUUCUGGUACACUAUUGUCACCAUGACGACGCUGGGAUACGGGGAUAUGGUACCAAAGACGAUUGCUGGAAAGAUCUUCGGCUCCAUCUGCUCCCUGAGUGGCGUGCUUGUGAUCGCCCUGCCCGUCCCCGUCAUCGUCUCCAAUUUCAGCCGCAUCUACCACCAGAACCAGAGGGCAGACAAGCGGCGUGCUCAGAAGGUAAAUAAAGCCAGGCUGGCCAGGAUAAGAAUAGCCAAGUCCGGCAGUGCCAACGCCUUCAUCCAGAGCAAACGCAACGGCCUGCUCAACGAACUGCUGGAGCUGACGGGCACAGAAGAGGAUGAGCACAAGCUGACAAAGUCCACCUCUCUGUUAGAGAGCCAACACCACCACCUACUGCACUGUCUGGAGAAAACCACUGCUCAUGAGUUUGUGGACGAGCAGCUGUACGAGCAGAACUGUUUAGAAACAACGCUGCAGAACUACCCCACGCGCAGCCCCUCGGUGUCCAGUCACGACAGCCCUGUGGGUACCUGCUGCGGCCGGAGGGGGAAGAGGAACGCUCCUCUGCCCAAUGCCAGCCUGCCGCCGGCCCACUCUGCCCCGACUCACCAGGGCCCCCUGCAGGAGCUCAGUGCCAUACACAUCCAGUGUGGUGACCCACUGUCACACACUGCCAGCAGCCGUUCAAACCUCAACUUGAAAACCCACGAAAGCAGCAGGAUCAACUGCAAAAGUGGCCGCAUCACCACAGCGAUCAUCAGCCUCCCAACACCUCCCGCUUUAACUCCGGACGGCGACGGCCUCCAUGGGCCCCCGCAGCGGAGGCCGCCGCCGCCCCCAGGUCACCCGGGAACCCCGAGCAUCCAGACCACAGCAAGCUCAGCUGGCACCAACAUCGUCAAAGUCUCGGCUCUGUGACUCUCUGACCGACGUAUGUAACUCAGCUUAACAGGAGGAGAGAAGAGAUGAAGAAGAGGAGGAGGAGGAGGAGGAGACAGGUAACAAUAUAUUGAUGGACGCACCGUGUUCCCUCUCACAGGGUCACAGAGACGAGAGCUGCACUCCAGAGGAGUCACAAGAUCUGGAAACAUUACAGAGGCAGAGGACUGUAGAUAUGUGAACUGAGAGUCACACACUUGUCACGUUGUGUAUGUGCUGUAGAUACGGAGAGGACGACGAACAGAUUCUAACAGCAGUACAGAUGUUUUACACCAGGGACUUUGACGGACAUCGUGCAGUUAGCAUCAACAUGGGCCGAGGACAUACCAGAAAUCCACAGAGAGAAGGAUAUGUGUUGACUUUAAAUAUUGAAGAAAGAUGUUAACUGGAUUUGGUUGGUCUUGUUUGUGUCAUGUGUUGUUUGUCUUAAGUAUUUUGAGGAACAAAAAAAAAAAAAUUAAACUUUAGUUUCUUCUACGGCAUCUGUUGAAAACUCAUGAUACCAGAUGCUGCUAAUAUCAUCGCGGAAACGUGCAAGAGUGUUUUUUGUUUUGUUUUGUUUUUUCUUAAUACUCUGUAUGUCCAAGACUGUGAUUUUUAGUUGCUUCACACUUUAGGAGAUGACUUCAGAGGCUUUCAUGCCAGGGUGAAACUGAACAGCGGUUCAGAACCUGAUGGUAAAAAGAUAUCCGAGUAAAGGAUCGAAGGCUGAGGCUACAGUUGUUCUGUAUGCAUCUUUUUGUGCGCCUUGAAUAGACCACUUCACACUGUUUUAAUAUAAUGUCACUCAAAUGCAACAAAAAAAAAGUUUGUUUUGUUUGGGACAGUUUUCUACCACAGAUGAACCCAUAACUACCAAAACGUACUUACAGCAGCAGUACAGUGUAUAAUAAAUUACAAUGGUUAUUUUAAUGUAUAUUAAUAUUAACUUAUCACCCAGUGGAAAAGAAAAUGGAUCUAUUACAUGGAGGAAUAAGAGGCCAGGACUGACUAUAUCACAACCAACAAAGGUAUAUUUGAAUCAGUAUCCUUAAGCAAACGUGACAUUUUUGUUUAAUACAUAGAGCCUCCAUUGUGGCCUACGGCAUUACAACGCCUGCCAGAGUUUAUAAAUAUUUGAGUUACUUUCCCUGAAAUCGCUGUGACACAGAAAAAAGAGAGGACAUCUGAUUCAAUGGUGUGUGGGAUCCAGAAGGAGCUAGAAUCGAGACAGUGAAAUGCGUUGCCAUGACCUGUAGUUGUAUUUCUGAGGAGAUGUAGUUCAGGCUGCGCUGUACGUUCGGUAAAUAUCUGUUGCAGAAGCAAAAAAAAUAAAUCUUGUUCAAUGCCAGACUUCUCCUUUCGAUGUAAAAGUCAAACUACAGUAUUUUCACAAAAAUUAGUGUAAAAGUGGAGAAAACUCUUCUGGGUCGUCGUCACGUUAGGUGUUCAGCACCAGGAAGGUUGAGCACCACUGUAACAUUUAACGACCACCUGAAUCCACGCCCACACUGAAAUUCAAAAGCUGCUUCAAAACCAGAUUAUUUGAAGAGACUUUAAUGGGGAGAAAAUCUUUACAUAUGCAAAUGUGAUAAUUCUUUUGGGUCAUUCAGUCACUCUGUGUUGCCUAGAAAUCUUCAAUGGUCUUCUCACCAUCAUAGAAACAUGAGGAAAACAAGCCAGUUUAACCACACGGUCCUGCCUGUCAGAUGUUUUUAUACCUCUGUGUCAUUAUAAGUUUUUUAUUAUAAGACAUUCACCGAUCAGGCAUAACAUUAUGACCAUCUUCCUAAUAUUGUGUAGGUCUCCCUUGUGCCUCCAAAACAGUUAUGACUCAUCAGAGAAUAGACAUGGGUCCUGUGGUGUCUGGCAACAUGAUGUUGUUAAUGAGGGGAUCAAUGGGUUGAGGGGAGGGGCCUCUGUGGGUCAUCCCAUAGAUACUUGAUCUGUUUGGAGGCCAGGUCAACACUCGUGUGCUGUUGUGCUGUUUUUCAUGUUUGUUUGUUU